Brienomyrus brachyistius is the source of this 861-nucleotide messenger RNA. Its product is annotated as serine/threonine-protein kinase PLK3-like. The transcript is spliced from 7 exons. The record is from RefSeq and is a predicted model, not a curated record. Gene Ontology annotation, molecular function: protein serine/threonine kinase activity; ATP binding. Gene Ontology annotation, biological process: mitotic cell cycle; protein phosphorylation; regulation of cytokinesis. Bases 139 to 840 code for a protein of 233 amino acids. Gene Ontology annotation, cellular component: spindle pole; centrosome; cytoplasm. Lineage: Eukaryota; Metazoa; Chordata; Actinopteri; Osteoglossiformes; Mormyridae.
UUAAAAGCUCGGGGGACUCUGACUGAGCCCGAAGUGCGAUACUAUGUUCACCAGCUGAUUUCGGGGUUGACAUACAUCCACCGGCAAGGUUACGUCCACAGGGACAUCAAGUUGGAAAACUUAUUUGUCAGUGACCAAAUGAAGCUGAAAAUUGGGGAUUUUGGACUGGCGGUCAAGCUGGAGCCGAGGGACAAAGAAGUCUGUGGUACUCCCGUCUAUAUGGCUCCAGAAGUAUGGAAGCGAGAAGGAUAUGGAACCGAAGCAGAAGUCUGGGCACUGGGCUGUGUCAUGUACCAGCUUCUGAUUGGGGAAAUCCCAUUUGAUCACGACGAUCGCUCUGAAAUGUUGAAGAACAUAAAAGAAGCAAAAUUUAUUCUACCUAAGAACCUUCAUUCUGAGGCUGGAAAACUAAUAGAAAAAAUAUUUCAAAUCGACCCACGAGAUCGCCCGUCAAUAUCACAUAUCCGUCGCCACAAGUUCUUCAGAAAGGGCUUCACUCCAAAGACACUGCCAGCUAGUAGCUGCAAUACACCACCACAGCAUAAAGCAGUCAACCCAUUCAGAAAGAUUUUCAACCGUUUCAUGCGCCUGAUACGAAAAAAGCGAUCCAGAGUUGAGCCUUUACGGGAGGAUGCCGAGCAGAGUGGACUUGAGAUCCCCCAGCCUGUGGAGUCACUCCGUGUUCUAGAGGAUGUCAACAGACCAAUGAAUGAAAAAAUUGACCUGGUCCAGUUGGUCAAAGUGGUUGAGGGACCUGUAGGCAGGCUGUACUCAGCAAGUGCAGUGACGCCCCACACCUCAGUGCCUCCCCCAGCUCCCUGUACACUCCUGUUUCAAUAAAGUUCUUUUGUGUUUCAAGCA